AUGGCUGGCCGUGCGCUGCUGUUGGUGUGCGCCCUCUGCGCGCUGUGCUGCGCCGCCGGCGGGGGCUGGGCGUGGCAUAUGGACUACUGCAAUGAGACGCAGUGGACGUAUUUGAAGGCGGUGAACUCCAGCAAGACUUACACAGAGCUUCUGGACGAGUUCUGCGGUACAAAGAAGGAGUUUGUGGAAAAGGUGAGGGCGGAGGCGGAGAAAGAGGACGGGGUUGUGCGUUCGGGGCAUGGCGGUGCAGGCGCCACGGGCAGCGCCCCCGUUUCAGCGCCGGGCGCCGCAGUUGGUGCCGUGACUCCCGACCAGAAAGUCUCAGAAAACGGUGAAAAACUAAAACAAGCGCCACCCCCGGCAGAAUCAUCGAGAGGUUCCGCUGAGCAUUCGGAGUCGCAGUUACCAGACGGAAGAGAAGGAAGAGAAGAAGUUUCGCCACAGGGCGGAUCGACAGAAGCCAGCGGAAAAGGGACGGUGGACGCAGCGGCUGGAAGUGCAAAGCAGUCAAGUGCGCGCUCUACUCCCACAGCCGGGGGCGAGGGUGUCGUCAGCGGGCUGACUGAAGGGCGGCCGGCGGGGAAAGCCGGCGAGACUGCGCCGCCUGAGAGCACGGUGCAACGAAACCCGGUUCAGCACGACAAUACCCCCGCCGCGGAGGGAACUGCAAAAACAUCACGGGACACUGCGGGUGGCGAGGGAAGUAAUAACCCCGGGAGUGACAGCGGCAGCGGCCCCGCGGUGCAGCCGCAGCCGCAGCCGGGGAGUUCAGUGGCGGCAAACGAAGCUGGCGACGCAGAACAAAAGGAGCAGUCCGCAGUGCCCACCUCCAAGCAGGAAGCAGAAACGAGAGGCGGCGGCGAAAGGCAGGCCACUCAGCAGGCAGCGGGGGCGGCUGUUCAAGCGGUGUCCACCACCAACUCGACGAGUGCAACGAAGGCGGUGACCGGCGACAGCGACGGCAGCAGCGCCGCGGCCUCGCACUCCACCUCCCCCCUUGCGCUGCUCCUUCUGCUUGCGUGUGCGGCUGCCGCUACGAUGGUGGCCGCGUGA
This is a messenger RNA of Trypanosoma conorhini, 1053 nucleotides long. RefSeq lists its product as uncharacterized. The transcript has a single exon. The record is from RefSeq and is a predicted model, not a curated record. The coding region runs from base 1 to 1053 and encodes 350 amino acids. Lineage: Eukaryota; Euglenozoa; Kinetoplastea; Trypanosomatida; Trypanosomatidae.